This is a messenger RNA of Paramecium sonneborni, 108 nucleotides long. Lineage: Eukaryota; Ciliophora; Oligohymenophorea; Peniculida; Parameciidae. The record is from the annotation of a GenBank genome assembly.
AUGAAGAGUCAAAGAAAAGAUUCUAUUAAAUCAAUUUCACCUUCUAUUCAAUUAAAUUAUAAAAAAAUAAUAUAUAAUCAAUACUUAAUACAUAAUAAUCAUAAAUGA